GGUCUCCAUGAGCGAGGGCCAGGAGGCGCGUGGACGCGUGGGGCGCACCUGCUCGCGGAGCUCACACGAGGGGCUUCCACCAUCGUCACCAUCACCGUCGCCGUCGCCGUCACCGUCGACGCUGUCGUACCGGGACGAGGUGCGGCAGUACCGGCGCGAGAAGUGCCGCGUGGCGCAGCAGCUGCUGGGCGCAGCGCGCGCUCCCGCGCCGCCCGUGCACGCUGGCUGGCUGAAGGUGCGCGGGACGCUGCGUGGAUGGAGCAAGCUGUGGUGCGAGUUGCGCCCCGGCCUGCUGCUGCUCUACAAGACCGAGCAGGCCAAGAGGAGUCACUGGGUGGGCACGAUCCUGCUGACCAGCUGCCGGCUGAUCGAGCGGCCCAGCAGGAGGCAGGGCUUCUGCUUCAAGCUCUUCCACCCGCUGGAGCGGAGGAUCUGGUCAACGCGAGGACCUGAUGGCGAGACAGUAGGAGCUGUGGUCCCGCCGCUGCCCCAGGGCUCGCUCAUAUUCCGCUCGGCUACGGAGGGCGCGACCCGAAGCUGGCUGCACGCGCUGGAGCUGUGCAUGACCUGGUCACCAGCGGCACAGUGCGCCCGGCAGGUCACCGGCACACAGCGGACGACAAAGCCGCUGACCGACGUCGGACCAGUGCCCGCGGUCGACGAAGACUCGCCGCCUCAGACCGGGACCGGCUCGUCGGAGGGCGUGGAAGAGGACGAGCAUGAGCGGAUGACUCCCGAGGUCCCCGACGGCAGUCAGCUGCCGCCCGAAACGCCUUACGUCGAACAAGAGCCACUUAAUUUGGCCGGCCGGGUCGGUCACAGCCAGACACAGGAGCUGGCGGACGAGCUGAAGAGCCUGGUGUGGACGCUGAUGAAGCAACUGCGGCCCGGCAUGGAUGUCAGCCGUAUUAAGCUGCCCACCUCGGUGUUCGAGCCGCUGUCCUUCCUGGUGAUGACUGCCGACUGCGCCAACCACGCCGAUUGCCUGAGCAGGGCGGCACAGAUGGGCGACCCUUACGUAAGGAUGAAAGGGAUUGUCGAAUGGUACUUCAGCAUGAUGUGCCAGAAGACCAUGCGUCUGAAGAUACCAUACAAGCCGAUUAUCGGUGAGACGUUUCGAUGUUUCUGGAAGCACCCGAAUGGUUCCAGGACGUAUUACUUCGCGGAACAGAUAUCACGGCACCCUUGGAAAACUGCUGCCUUCAUUUCCAACAGACCGGACGACUUCUGUAUAUUUAUUACCGCAAGCAUAACGGGAAGAUUUUAUGGCAACUCGGCAGCGGCCGUGCCAGAAGGAACGCUGACGGUGCGGCUGCUCUCGCGGGAGGAGGAGUACCACGUGACGCUGCCCCACAUCCUGUGCAAGAGCUUGCUGAUCGGCACCGUGUCGCUGGAGCUCGGCGGCAAGGCAGCCAUCGAAUGCCCGCGCACCGGCUACGUCGCCGACCUGGAGUUUAAGCUCAAGUCCAUGUGGGCCGGUCCCAGCGACUUCAACAAGGUCGCGGGCAGGAUCCGGCUGGGCCAGCAGACUCUGGCCACGAUUGACGGCAAGUGGGACGGCGACGUGUUUCUCACCGACAAACACACGAACGAGCGGGAGCUGCUCUGGAGCCCGACGCCGGAGACCCGGGCCCGGCGUCUGCCUCGCUUCACCGUGCCGCUGGAGGAGCAGGCGCCGCACGAAUCCGAGCGGCUCUGGCUCCGGAUGUCGGAGGCCAUCCAGCGGCAGGACCAGACGGCGGUGGCGGAGGAGCGCUUCACCGUGAUGGAGGCACAGCGGGAGGCGAUCCGCAACAGGGCAGCAGCGGGCGUGCAGCACACGCCGAAGUACUUUGACGAGGACCCUGUGACGGGGCGGUACACGUAUCGGUACGCCUGCCUGCGGCCGUGGGACCCAUGCACCGAACUGUCCCAGUACGAGGCCGAGUACCGGCUGCUGACCCAGCGGCGAGCCGUGCAGCCACCCACCGCCGCCGGCGCCGCCCGAAGCGGGACGCCGGGCCAGGCUGAGAGGACCACUGUCGGUGAGGAGCCAGACGGUCUGAAACUGAUCAGGCCAGCGCCCACCCAGCAACGCUCAGAGGGUGAGAAAACUUACGCCCAGGCAGCAAGGCGUCGGGAACUCAGCUCAGCAGUGCAUGGCAGCUAUUUUGAGAAGCUGUUGGGCUCCUCCCGGAAGUAG
This is a messenger RNA of Pollicipes pollicipes, 2182 nucleotides long. RefSeq names its product oxysterol-binding protein-related protein 5. Gene Ontology annotation, molecular function: cholesterol binding. Lineage: Eukaryota; Metazoa; Arthropoda; Thecostraca; Pollicipedomorpha; Pollicipedidae. Gene Ontology annotation, cellular component: membrane; cortical endoplasmic reticulum; cytosol. The record is from RefSeq and is a predicted model, not a curated record. Bases 8 to 2182 code for a protein of 724 amino acids. The transcript has 15 exons.